GAGAUAUUGGAGUGUUGCCACAGUAGGAGAGGAGGCGAAGGGACUUGGUUUGGUUGAACGGACAGAGUUGCACCGUUGCGGCGUCACUUUUUCGUUUCACACAGCAAGUUUAGUUAAAGUGGUGGUGUGCUUGUUGCCUUUGGAUUUUCGAGGAGGGGGAGGGGGAAGGAGGAUCUCUCAAUCUGAUAGGAGCAAGUCACUCAGAAACCGGCACAGUGCGGUUCUUCUUUUGAGGCAUAUCGAUGGAUCGGUGGUUGAGUGGGACGCUCAAACCGAAAAGGGCGUUUUCUGGUUGGUGAAAAAAAACCAUCUUUUUGUCUGCGCCUCUCAGCCCUUUGGCUAUGCACAGGGGGGGUGGUUGGACUGCGCGCAAUCCUUUCCAUCUUUCUCAACUGGGGGGUCACAAGAGAGAGAGGGAGCGCUUGGGCGGUUUGGGUCUGGCUCGGGGCUUUGUGUGGGAUUGGUGCUUACUCGGAGCCUUGCACAAUCUCUCUCUGUCUGGCAGCACGGCUUACCUCUUUUUUACUCUUUUCAACGAAAGUGAAUUGACGACAGCAUCAAUUACGCAUCGGAAUUUGGUGCCCAGAAGACGCGCGGGCGGACAACCGAACUCGACGACGACGAUAUCGGCCAUGAGAUUGUCAACUUGAAAGGGACGAUUGACUCGGGUAUCACGAACGGCAAACUAUUCUGGACGAGUCCAGGAACCGACAAAGGAUAAUGAGGAUAUCGGUGAGCCGGGCCUGGAUGGCCGUCACAUACAUGGUUCUUGGAUUAGCGAAUGGGCAUGAUCGUGGGCAAGAUGCCGCUUCACCUAUAAAUACUGGAGUUGGGAAAGUCAAUGAAUCUGUGCUCUUCGACCCCUUGAAAUUCAACGGCAAUUAUAACCAUGAGGCGGCCAUAUUCUUGGUCAAAGGGAGUAUGCCUGGGACCACUUUCACCUGGAGGAGUCAAAACUACGAGGUUGUCAAAAAGAUCGCGCUCUGGCAAAGUAGCGAGGACAACAACGCCAUGAGUGGUAUGAGCCCACCACAGGAGAUUACUUUUGUGGCAGUCGUAUACGAGAACCCCCCAGAACAGCCGUCCGGACAGUUUCCUGAGGUGACAACGUCAACAAACACGCUCAACCUUAUGAUGAAGCCCACAGUUCCAUCACCAACGCCUGGGGCCCCAGGUGUGAGACGACGCCAACCUCCCAAGUCCGAUGGUUGCAGCAAAUUAAUUUCAGCCCGACAGAACGGCCCUGGCGGUUCCCUCAUGUUUGACCCGAAUGAGCUUAGAGCAAAGUGUGACAAGGUGUUCAAGCCAGGUUUUCCACUCUACUUUGUGGCUAGUUGGGUGGACAAUGGUCAAUACCGCAAGAGUUAUAGCAGAGCCUUUACAGUGGUUUACCAUGAAGAGGGAUAUGCGGUCGCCUCCACCAACCCUCUAUUCAAAGAUACAAACCCUUAUAUUCAGAUGGGAAGCGAUGACGGGACUGAUGUACCAGAAGCCCCUUCGGCAACCUCAACCCCUCUGGGUGGCGGCUCCAUACCGACCAACGGAGACCCAGCCGCCUUGAGCCCAGCCCCAAAGAGUGGACUUGAGCUGGGAGCCAUCAUCGGCAUCGCCGUCGGCUGCGGUCUAGCAGGUCUCCUCGCCGUCCUAGGAAUCAUCUGGUUCGUCGUCCGCCGCCGCCAACAAAAGCAGAGCCUCCACCCCACCGGCUCCUUCAACUCUGACCACCGCGGCGACGACCUCAUGGUCGAGAAAGAAGCCCACACCGGCGUCGACGUAGACGCCUCACCAAACUCGCCUUACUCCGACGACGGUCACCCCAACGGCACCUACCCAACAGGCACCGCCGUCACAACAAUAGCCGCGCCAGCAGCGGCAGCUCCUCCUCACCUUCAAGACCAAUCCCGUUCUUACACACCAUACUCUGACCGAGCAGGAGCCGCAGCCGGAAUUACCACCACCACACCAAGCAUCCGAACGGAAUCUCUUGCCCACAACGACGACGGGGCCCGUGCCAACGUUCCCAGCCCAAUACCAGGGCGGGCGACACCACGGGGUCUAACCACACCAUACGCCCACUUGGUAGAGGAAGGAAUGACGGAGGAUGAAAUCAGGAGGUUGGAAGAGGAGGAAAGGCAGCUGGACGCUGCGAUUGAACAAGCAGGGAGACGAUAA
Messenger RNA from Podospora pseudocomata, 2172 nucleotides. RefSeq lists its product as uncharacterized. Lineage: Eukaryota; Fungi; Ascomycota; Sordariomycetes; Sordariales; Podosporaceae. The transcript has 2 exons. The record is from RefSeq and is a predicted model, not a curated record. The coding region runs from base 721 to 2172 and encodes 483 amino acids.